This is a messenger RNA of Perca flavescens (yellow perch), 1799 nucleotides long. RefSeq names its product T-box transcription factor Tb (gene tbxtb). The transcript is spliced from 8 exons. NCBI's taxonomy places the organism in Eukaryota, Metazoa, Chordata, Actinopteri, Perciformes, Percidae. Gene Ontology annotation, biological process: somitogenesis; positive regulation of DNA-templated transcription; cell fate specification. Gene Ontology annotation, molecular function: DNA-binding transcription factor activity, RNA polymerase II-specific; RNA polymerase II cis-regulatory region sequence-specific DNA binding. The record is from RefSeq and is a predicted model, not a curated record. The coding region runs from base 153 to 1457 and encodes 434 amino acids. Gene Ontology annotation, cellular component: chromatin; nucleus.
CUUCAGCCUAUAUAUUCGGGGGCGUUUCAUGUCGCCCAGCGUCCUGAGAUAACUGCUUGUCUUUGUGAAGAAGACACAAGAAGAGGAAAGAGAUUUAGUUUUUCAAUAAGAACUGCGAUUACAACUAUUCAGCCCUGGAGCUGUUGGACAGGAUGGCCGCUGGCGAGUGUCCCGGGAAGGCCAGUCAGAACCGGGUGGACCACCUCCUCAGUGCCGUGGAGAGUGAGCUGCAGGCCGGCAGCGAGAAGGGCGACCCCACGGAGAAGGAACUCAAAGUGUCCCUGGAUGAGAACGAGCUUUGGCAGAAAUUUAAGGAUCUUACAAAUGAAAUGAUAGUUACAAAGAAUGGCAGGCGCAUGUUUCCGGUGCUGAAAGUAAACGUGUCUGGAUUGGACCCGAACGCCAUGUAUUCUUUUUUGCUGGACUUCGUAUCUGCGGACAACCACAGGUGGAAAUACGUGAACGGGGAGUGGGUCCCCGGUGGCAAACCUGAGCCUCAAACUCCCAGCUGUGUGUACAUUCACCCGGACUCUCCAAACUUCGGGGCGCACUGGAUGAAAGCGCCCGUCUCCUUUAGUAAAGUCAAACUCACCAACAAACUAAACGGAGGAGGCCAGAUAAUGUUAAAUUCCUUACACAAGUACGAGCCACGCAUCCAUAUCGUGCGAGUUGGAGGCCCGAGGAGGAUGAUCACCAGCCACUCUUUCCCAGAGACUCAGUUCAUUGCAGUAACGGCAUACCAAAACGAAGAGAUAACUUCUCUUAAAAUAAAGCACAACCCUUUUGCCAAGGCCUUCCUAGAUGCAAAGGAGAGAAGUGAUCACAAAGACAUAAGAGAAGAUGUCAAUGAAAGCCAGCAGUCAACUUACUCUCACUUAGGUGGUUGGUUUAUUCCAGGCACAGGCUCUCUCUGCCCUCCUGCCAGUCCUCACAGCCAGUUUGGGAGUCCAAUCUCCCUUUCGCCGUCCCAUGGCUGUGAGCACUACUCCACCCUAAGGAACCACCGCUCUGCCCCCUACACCAGUCCGUACGCCCAUCGCACCAACUCGCCCAUCGGUUACUCCGAUAACUCGUCAGCCUGCCUGUCAAUGCUAUCAAGCCACGAUAACUGGUCCAGUCUUCAGAUGCCAACACACUCCAGCAUGAUGCCCAUGGCCCACAAUUCCACCUCUGGUACCAACUCUAGUCAAUACACCAGCCUGUGGUCUGUGAGUAACCCACCCCUGACUCCCGUGUCCCAGAAUGGGGGGAUAAACAACAGCCUAAGCUCCCAGUUCCUUCGAGGGUCCAGCAGCCACUACCCCAGCCUGUCUCACUCAGUCACAGUGCCCUCCUCUGGCUCUCCCAUGUACGACAGCAGCACAGCCACAGAAAUGCAUGACACAUCUCAGUACGACAUCUCUCCACACGGGCGACUGCCUUCAGCCUGGACUCCUGUGACACCUCCGUCCCUGUGAUGGAAGUGUGUCUCUGCAAGCUUGGAGAGGUAUGGCCAUGAAAUGAUGUCUGCAGGAUUUUGAUCUGACGUCAGGGAAAAAUCAACCCCAAAAUAAAUAAGUUUUAUUUGUUUACAAUUCAGAUUUCACAGGCAAAAGACUGUUUUGGGGCGCUUGAUUUAAUGCUGAAAAUAAUUUUUCACUUCUCAAUUGGUACUAAUAAGAAGCUACAGAGACUUUGAAUUUUUGAAGUAGCCCUUUAAAAAUGUGCUAUGGUCUCAAUAAAUCCCAGAGAGUUUCUAUAUGUUUUUAAUAUUUUAUGUUUACUUUUGUUUUUGGUUCAGCAAAUGUUUUUGUUUAGCA